Messenger RNA from Cooperia oncophora, 1275 nucleotides. NCBI's taxonomy places the organism in Eukaryota, Metazoa, Nematoda, Chromadorea, Rhabditida, Trichostrongylidae. The record is from the annotation of a GenBank genome assembly.
AUGGAAGCGGCGUUGAACGGCCUUUCCAAUACGGUCAAGAACCAGCCCAUCAAGGAUGCAGUCGCCCAAGCAAAAGAAGCCGUCAAGAGCCUAUCCGAUGAGUCGGUAUCGAUUCCAUAUGUUCGAGAGAAAUGCCUUGCAGCGUUCGAAUUGGUUUUCGACAAGGGAAAUGACAAAGCUGCUCAUUAUGCUGUCGAAGGCGUGCAGGCCCUUCUACGUGACCAGCGUUUCCACUCCACGUCAAUAGAAAAUCCGAAUCAUAAUCUUCCGACACAGGUUCUAAGUGCUAUGACUGGAGUCGCACAAUGGAACAGCCAACUGCAAUGCAACUGUCUGACGAUGAUAGUGGAAAUGGUGUGUUCCGUCGAACUACGAGUGUCCUUGCAAGAGGUCGAGGAAUGCUUGGAGGAAGAAACGCAAAACUUCCUCUCGGUGUACCUAGAUGUGACGAAACUGCUCGAAAGCUACAUUGCCAAGCUCGACCAGCUGACCGUAUCGUCAGACCAGAGCGUGGUCCUUUUCGACGCCAUGAAUGCUCUCCUCAGCUCACAACCACUUAGCGUUCAGAAGCAUACACCACUGGUGAACCUGCUGUGGGAAAAGCUCUGUCCGUUGAUGAUUCGCUUGUUAGGGGUUCCUGAUAGAAAUGUCCCGGACCAUCCCUCGAUCAGCACCGAAGAACCUCUUGGACAAGGUCAAAUGGCUAAGUUCACGCUCAGUCCGGCAGUGGUAGCGAAUCCUGAAGCAACUCGCGUACUCUACCAGAUUUUGGAACAACUGAUCCGAAUCAUGGCCGGUAUACCAUCAGUGAAUUCAGUUCUUGAAGCUCUUUUUCACAAGGCAUUUCUCUUCCCGAAAAUUGAACAACGAGCUGAAGCGGUCAGAAUCAUUAAAAAGAUUCUAUCAGAUCGCCUUCGCCUGAACGACAUCAUCUCGUCGUGUAUUCGAUCUCGCUCGCUCUCACUGUGGCGAAUGCUCAUCGUCUGUGUAGCCGAAUGUGCUCAACCUCAGUAUGAAAUUGCCAUAGAAGCUGUCAGAGCUUGCGGAUCCAUGCUACAAGGAAUUCUGACCUACUGUGAGUCACCUGAUCUUUUGGACGACGAAACGAGAUGUAAGCUCAGAGAAAUGUUCCCGUCGUUAGCUGACGUGAAUCCACCAAGUUUCACGUCUCGCUCUGAUGUUGGCCAGUGCAGUCCCCUUCCACCACCGACUCCUUCUCAGAGGCAGAGUGAAGCCAGUGAAGCUGCAAUGGCAGAAGACGUUGGUUACGAUUGA